Molecule: messenger RNA, 996 nt
Organism: Quercus robur (English oak)
Lineage: Eukaryota; Viridiplantae; Streptophyta; Magnoliopsida; Fagales; Fagaceae
Product: replication protein A 70 kDa DNA-binding subunit D-like
Exons: 7
Coding region: 1-996 (331 amino acids)
Biological process (GO): DNA repair; DNA recombination; DNA replication
Cellular component (GO): nucleus
Molecular function (GO): DNA binding
Source: RefSeq, a predicted model, not a curated record
AUGGCAAUGUGUUGGACUCCUUUGAGCAAGAUUUCAACGGAUAGAGACAAUUGGACAAUCAAGGUCAGAGUACUUCGUAUGUGGGAUGCAAUCAACACAAAGAACAAUGAGUUCAUAAGCCUUGAUAUGAUAUUUAUUGAUGAAGAGGGCUCAACAAUACAUGCAAUUGUUCGGAAAAAUCAAGCACGAACUUUUAGACCACAAUUGCUUGAAGGCCGUGUUUAUACCGUCAAGAAUUUCAGGGUGGAGAGUACUAAAGGCGAGUUUCGACCCAUGCACAAUGAUAUCAGAAUUUGGUUCAUGACCAUUACUACAAACAUGGAGUCCAAUGAAGAUAUGAACUCAAUCCAAAAAUACUGCUUUGAGUUUGCUGACUAUGACCAAAUACAGAACCAAUGUUACAACUACACAUAUUUAAUAGAUGUUGUUGGAAAGUUGGUAGCAGUUGGAAAUGUUGAAGAGCCUCAAGUUAAUGGCGCACCAAGAAAAUUGCGCAACCUACAAUUGCUUUUGAAAGAGGGAAAAGAAAUUAGGCUUUCACUAUGGGGAACAAGUGUUUGGCAAAUCGAUGAAGACGUAUAUAAGAACAAUCCAGGACCUUUUGUCUUAAUUGCAACUUCGACUAUUGUCAAAUCAUUUGGAGGCAAAUUCUCUUUGUCAUCAACCAGUGCAACAAAAGUACAUCUAAAUCUUGAGAUUCCCGAGGAUGGUUUUGAAAAUUACACAGUUGCUAAGAUUUUUGAUGCACCUUCAAAUGAGAAAAAGAUACCUAUGCAAAGUCUUAGCGAUAACAAAUCUGCCACCGUAAACUUUGUAAGAUCCAGCCAAGAAUCUUCCAGUGCCAUUUCAUCAAUGAUCAACACAAAUGAUGCAACAAAAGGAGAAAAUGAUAAAAGCUCACAAAUUGAACAAAUAAGGAUAGACCAAACUUCAAACGUUGAAGAUGAAGAAACAGAUGAUGAUAACAUACCCAUCAACAUGCUUUACAAGCGUUGA